Messenger RNA from Benincasa hispida (wax gourd), 1279 nucleotides. The record is from RefSeq and is a predicted model, not a curated record. Lineage: Eukaryota; Viridiplantae; Streptophyta; Magnoliopsida; Cucurbitales; Cucurbitaceae.
GAGCAACAAAAAGGAAAAGGAAUAUUAUAAACUAGUACAGAGAGCAGGAAAAGAAAAAACUAAAAAGGAGAUCAAAUGGUAAAGGGCUGCUUUCAGAGUUGAGAGGAUCAUAAAAUGAAUAAAUGACACAAAGGCCGAGAGGUAAAAAGGAGAGAGAGAAGACUGUGGAGGUUUAGGGACACAAAUUAUCAGUAGUGCACAAAUCCAGAGAAGAUGAAAAGUUGUUUUGUUGGCCUGCUAGUUUAAGUACAACCAAAAAUACCUAAAAAUAAGGGAAAAGCUUUGCAUUGCUUUGCUGCUAGUGCUACUACGAUCAUUAAGAAUCAUCAUCUCUCACCAAUAAUUUUUUGAAGGUUUUCUGGCACUCCAACCCCUUGUGUGAUGCAAUUAUUGCUCAAUAUCUGCAAUUUAAGGUAGGUGGCUUUGUUGGGUUGCAGUUGUAAGAACAGAGUUUUUUCUUUGUGUGUGUGUGUGUAGUGCCAAGCAUGGAGGUCGGGUUGAUGCAGAGACAAUGGGUUGAGUACACAAAGUCGUUAUUCUUGGAGGAUUUCUUGGACAGUCAGUUUAUAGAGCUGCAGAAACUGCAAGAUGAGGGCAACCCAGAUUUCAUUGUUGAAGUGGUGUCACUUUUCUUUGAGGAUUCCGAGAGGCUUCUCAAUGAUCUCACCGCAGCUGAUCAACCUGAUGUGGACUUUCAAAAGAUUGAUGGCCAUGUUCACCAGCUUAAAGGAAGCAGUUCGAGCAUAGGUGCACAGAGAGUUAAAAAUGUCUGUAUUGCCAUGCGCAGCUUCUGUGAGGAACAGAACAUUGAUGGGUGCCUGAGAUGUCUGCAACAAUUGAAGCAAGAGACCUGCCUUGUGAAAAACAAGCUUGAGAAUCUAUUCAGGAUGGAGCAACAAAUUGUGGCUGCCGGUGGGUCAAUCCCUGCAACAGAAUUGAUAUUCUAAGUUGAACCUAAGAGGAUACUUCUUAGAGUCACAGUUGAUGGGAAUGUUGUUUUUCCAUUUUCUUGGGGUCCUUGUGAAAUUAUUGUUCUUCUGUUUGAUGAGACCUGUAUGAAAGUUUAAUGUGUGAGGAAGUAUUUCUUUGAAUAGGAGUGAGGAAGUAUUUCCUAAACCAUUCCACUUUCCUGUGUGACGUCAAUACUAAAAGAAGGUUGUAUUUAAGAUUCCGAUGGAGUUCCACAUUGUGAACAAGACUAGGAUUGGCUUGUGUUUAUAAAUAUUUGAGGACUCUUCAUUUUCAAGUUGAUUUUAAAGGUAGGUAAAAGCUCUACCAA